Lolium perenne is the source of this 921-nucleotide messenger RNA. NCBI's taxonomy places the organism in Eukaryota, Viridiplantae, Streptophyta, Magnoliopsida, Poales, Poaceae. The record is from RefSeq and is a predicted model, not a curated record.
AUGGCCGGUCAGAGAAAGAAGUCGGACAGCGCAACACUUGAGCAGGUGCCACCAGCGAAUCCUAUCCGCUCCGCUCUUCACUGGAAACAACGAAGCCGUUCCCCCCUCGCCACCGAGGCCGGCCGGGGAACAAACCUUGCUGCAGUCUUCAUUGCAGCACUCCUCUCCCCUGCCUCCACGGCCAGCCAGGAGGAGCAAAACAACCAUGGAACACCUGCAAAGAAAGAAGCAACUAUAGAGACCUUUAUUCAUCAUGAGGGGCUUCACCAUCCAAACAAAACCUCCAUCGCUCCCCCUCCUCCCCUCACCACCACGGUAGGCCAGAAGGAAGAGCAGCAGCAGGAGAGCAUCCCAGAUCAAAGGGUGGGUGAAACUGGCCUUAUUCGCGAAGAUCCCGUACCUGGUACUGCUCGUCAUCUGCUUCGACCACCGAAGGCCGACGCCAGCGCAGCACGCCCGCCGGAUGCACCAGUUCCGGCCAAGAAACACUGGCGCCCUACUCCAAUCUACCUGCAAACAGCUGAAAAACAAAAACCUACCCCUAUUCUCUACUCCAGCACCUCUCCUCCUCCAUCUCCGGCCGGCAAAGCCGCCGGGAAGGGCUCGGGAUCGUCCCGGUCGAACUUGGUCCGUACGGCCGUGGUUGCGGCUCGUCCCGGCCGCCGCUCCCCGGCCGGCUGCUCCCCGGCCCUCUCCACCCCCGGCCGGCUCGUCUCCGCCCCGGCCGUCCCGUCCCUGGCUGCCGGUCUCCGCCGGGCUCGCCCAACGUCACGCGCCUCCGCCGCCUGCCGUUCACCGCCGGUCGCCCUCCCGGCCGCCCACCCGCCUGAGUUUCCCGGCCGGCGCCCCGGCCGCUUGUCCGCCGCGUCCUCGUCCCGCAGUACUACUUUCGAUCGGGAGUUAGACCCGAUCCCGAUCUGA